Molecule: messenger RNA, 5594 nt
Organism: Aspergillus homomorphus CBS 101889
Lineage: Eukaryota; Fungi; Ascomycota; Eurotiomycetes; Eurotiales; Aspergillaceae
Gene: swr1
Product: putative SNF2 family helicase/ATPase (Swr1)
Exons: 1
Coding region: 179-5272 (1697 amino acids)
Cellular component (GO): Swr1 complex
Molecular function (GO): histone binding; ATP hydrolysis activity; ATP-dependent chromatin remodeler activity
Source: RefSeq, a predicted model, not a curated record
GUGUAGGUCUUCGCCUGCCAGUCACGCUACAGUGCCGAUAACUAUGCCAAAUUUCUCGUGGCACUUUGAUUCAAGAUUCUCUACCCGUUGAUGUCAUUUUCUCCCAUCUCGACCGCGUCCUCGCUGGGAAAACUGGGGUCAGCUGUCCAGAGGGCCCCUGUCUCCGUCAUUACAAGACAUGCAAAACGGUAGCCCGAACGGAAUUUUACUCCAAGAUGAAAGCGUGACCCCCGAAAUCGCCGCCAUCCCGUCCGAUGUCCUUCCCACGGAGCUUCCGACACCUUCUGUGACCCGCGACUCGAUUCCUGCUGUUCUCCAAACCGAAGACGACGGACCUGUUACCGACCAUCCCGACGGACCUCCAUCGAAGAGGCGUAAGCUCGCGAGUUCUACACCCUCUCGUCGCUCGUCCUCCCGUCCAGCUUCGCCCCCUUGGAAGAAGGCCGGCCACGAUGGGCCGACAUCUUUCAUUCAGGAUGGCAGGCGCAAGUCGUCGCGAGUCAACGCGCUUCCUCUCGAGCUGCAGAGUCCGUCCUCCGAUAAAAGACACACACGUGCGGCCCAGAAUAAGACUGUAAUUAAAAAUACGUCAUCUGGCUCGAAAGGAAUUGCGUCGUCGCCAUUUUCCACCUCAACGCAGUCAGAGCGGAAUGGAAGGUCUACAGCUGGCAAUGGCUUGGUCAACGGUUCUACUCGAACUACCGCAACAAGGAGGUCUACAGGGAGACAAAGUUUGAUAUCGCAAUCGUCGGCAUCCAAGCAGCUUCAGACCCGCACGAGAUCGCACAGCUCUAGCACUUCGCGUCGAGUUUCCCAGGGCGGUAUCAAUGGCUCCACUCGACACAGUCGUUCGUCCUUGAAUACAAGUACAUAUGUCACUGCAAAAGAUGAGGACGGCUCAGACCAAGAGGUCGAACAUGGCAGUUAUGAUGAUUUUGUUGAUGAUCCCGACCAGCCAGUACCGCGCCUGCGGAUCAAAGUCAAGCGACCGGUGAUUGAGAUUCAGCAUCCAUCCCAUGUUCUGCCGCCCCGAAAAUACGGCUCAUUCAAGGAAUGGCUGGAUAGCGAUGACAGUAAGACAAGGGACCCCGCCGUUCUCGCGCCAGCCGAAGCGCUUGAGGAGGCUCUGAAGCGACGCCGAAUUGCAUUAGCGGCGGAGCCGGGGGGCCUCUUGAGCCCGGAAGUAUGCUCUGCGUUCUUACCAGAGCAGCAGGAGGAACCGCCCCAGCAGUAUUCUCAUCAAGACCAUCUCGUGGCCCACGUAUCUUACUUCAAAAAACUUCUUGAUCAAGAGCAUAGACGUCAUCGCAAUACGGCGAGACUGUUCGCUCAGUGGUGUGCCGAUGCAUGGAGGAAGCGCAACAAAGAUCCGGAAGAUAUUCUCCGGGAGCAACAGGAGGAGAUAAGAGGGAAGCGUAAACAGCUGGCCAAGGAUCUUCAGAAAAUGUUUGACCUAGCACGGGCCGAGGUUGAUAGGGUGCGUUUAGCACGCUGGGAGGAAGAGCGAAAAGCAGAAGACCAACAGGCGUUGGAUCGUGCGAUCAAACAAUCAACGAUGCUCUUUGAGAAGAGACGUAUGGAAAUCCUCGGUGAAGCCGAGAGUGACGCCCUCGAUUCAAGCGACGGGGAGCAAGCGGGGUCAGAUGACCUGUCAGAUGACGGAGAAGACGAAGAUAAUAUGUCCUCAUCAGACUCUGAGAGCGAGGACGGUAACGAUGUUGAUGAUGAUGAGGGCUUAACAGCCGAGGAGCUACGGUCAAAAUACGCCAAUCUUCCGGAAGCCGCUGUUCACUCCGAUCAUGACUCCGUGGUCACUGACGACCCGGCUUCUGUCACUGGUGGCGAGACUUCAGAAAUUGAUCGUGCGUUAGAUGGCGUUGAGGAUUCACUCAACCCGUCUACGAAGGCCCAAUCCGAGCAGUAUAUUGAGCUCGAGGAAGUUGAUCCAAUGCUCAUGGACGAUAGCGAAGACGAGUCCACUGACAUGGACGAUGACGACAUGAGUAGCAGUGAGGAAUAUGACGAGGCGGACUCAGAAGAGGAAAACAACAAUGGGCCUGGAUUGUUGGGAUUUUUCUCGUCUAAGGAUAUUGCUCUGGACGAUGAAAGCGAUGACGAAGUUGUCACUGAUAACGAUGCCGAAGCUGAUGCAAAGGUAGCAUCAGGUGGUGAGGAAGAUGAUGAGGAGCCAGAAGACCCUGAUGAAGUCUCCCUUGUACCAAAUGGACCCGCAAGAGAUCCAUUCGCGUCGCCCGGAAUCUCCAAGGCUUCGCCUGCGCCCGUCCGUUGCCCCCAGCCUGCUUCCGAACUCACUCCUGAAUCCACUUCUGAAUCCACUCCUGAAUCCACUCCUGGUGAAUUCGAAACGUCAGACUUCGAGAUGACGGAUGCGGCUGCCCUCGAAACCUCGGAUCUAGCAAUCGAACCUGAGGUGCAAAACCAAGCAAGCCAUGGCGAAGAUUUUAACCACUCUGAAGAACCUGAUGUCUUUCCGAGUAAGGAGCCGUCCAGUGAAGCAUCCCCAGGAACCAUUGCCACGAAACCUUCUGAACCGGAAUCUGUUUCGUCAUACGAAACGCCGGAACAGCAGCUACAGACCAUGGACCCCUCAGCUCCCGGACUGAAGACCCCGGUUCCGCAUCUGCUCCGGGGGACCCUGCGAGAAUAUCAACACUUUGGCUUGGACUGGCUAGCUGGCCUCUAUACGAACCACAUCAAUGGAAUUCUUGCCGAUGAGAUGGGUCUUGGCAAGACCAUUCAAACAAUAGCUUUGUUGGCACAUUUGGCUGUUGAGCAUGAAGUCUGGGGCCCUCACUUGGUGGUAGUUCCCACGAGUGUAAUCCUCAACUGGGAGAUGGAGUUCAAGAAAUGGUGCCCAGGCUUCAAAAUCAUGACCUACUAUGGAAAUCAAGAAGAGCGUCGGCAAAAGCGCAAGGGCUGGAUGGAUGAUACGAGUUGGAAUGUAUUAAUCACUUCUUACCAGCUUGUCUUACAGGACCAGCAGGUGUUGAAAAGGAGAGGCUGGCACUAUAUGAUUCUCGACGAAGCUCAUAACAUCAAGAAUUUCCGUUCUCAGAGGUGGCAAGCGCUGCUCACCUUUAGGACCAGGGCUCGUCUUUUGCUCACCGGGACGCCCCUUCAGAACAAUCUGACUGAACUAUGGUCCUUACUUUUCUUCUUAAUGCCGUCAGACAGCGACGAGGAGGGCAUGGAGGCCUUUGCAGAUCUGAGAAAUUUCUCCGAGUGGUUCCGACGCCCAGUCGAGCAAAUCCUGGAGCAUGGCCGGGAGACAAUGGAUGACGAAGCCAAAAAAGUUGUCACCAAGCUUCACACUGUUCUGCGACCCUACAUUCUGCGUCGCCUGAAGGCCGAUGUUGAGAAGCAAAUGCCAGCCAAGUACGAACAUGUUGUUUACUGCCGACUCUCCAAGCGCCAGCGGUAUUUGUAUGAUGGAUUUAUGUCUAGGGCGCAGACCAAAGAGACUCUUGCUUCGGGCAACUACCUCUCCAUCAUCAACUGCCUGAUGCAACUGCGCAAAGUCUGCAACCACCCCGAUCUCUUUGAGACACGUCCAAUUUCGACGUCGUUUGCUAUGUCGCGCUCUGUGGCGACUGAAUAUGAGAUCAAGGAUCUUCUCGUGCGCCGACGCUUGUUGUAUGAACAUCCGCUCACAAAACUCGACCUGGACUUUCUCAAUCUGGUUCCCAUCUCUCGCGAAGAUAUCUCCCGCAGGCUAGCGGAUGACAGUACUAGGCUCAUGGCGUACGGCCCUUUCAACACGCUACGGGAGCAGCAAUAUCAUCGCACCAAUUGGCAGAUGAUCUUCAACGGCUCGAGCGUGCAGUCCACCUUAGAUGCUUUGGAGAACGAGUCCAGGAAAAGGAGAAUGGCGGAAUUAGAGCGGUGUCUCUACUUUGAAUCGAAACGACACGGCCGCCGCCCGGUAUACGGGUCGAGCCUCAUUGAGUUUCUCACGGCAGACAGCAAGCAGCGACCGACUUCCAAAGGCCCCUUGCGAAAACGCUCCCUAGCGGACUGGCUGUCAAGCCGCUCAUCCGUUCUCGCAUCGAUGAUCUUGUCAAUCGAAGAACGUUCCCAGGCAAUGGAUGGCUACGUUCAGCGAUUUGCUUGUGUUACCCCUGCAGCAGUUGCUGCCGGGGUCACCGCGGCAGCCUUGACCCCCAUUGAAACCCGACAUCUCACCAAGAAAGAACGCUUUCCACCCUAUGAUCCAUUCCAUGAAGCACAGAUGCGAUUGUCAAUCGCCUUCCCGGACAAGAGACUUUUGCAGUACGACUGUGGCAAGUUGCAACGACUCGACAAGCUACUUCGAGAUCUCAAAGCGGGCGGACACAGGGCUUUGAUCUUCACUCAGAUGACGAAGAUGCUUGACAUUCUGGAACAAUUCCUGAACAUUCACGGCCACCGCUACUUAAGAUUGGACGGCACCACCAAAGUCGAGCAGCGUCAGAUUCUCACUGAUCGGUUCAACAACGACAACCGCAUUUUGGCAUUCAUUCUAUCCAGUCGUUCUGGUGGCUUGGGUAUCAAUUUGACUGGCGCCGAUACCGUGAUCUUCUAUGAUCUGGACUGGAACCCGGCCAUGGACAAGCAGUGCCAGGAUCGUUGUCACCGUAUUGGACAAACUCGCGAUGUCCACAUCUACCGGUUUGUCUCUGAGUACACGAUUGAAUCCAACAUCCUCCGCAAAGCUAAUCAGAAGCGGAUGUUGGACGACGUUGUCAUUCAAGAGGGUGAGUUUACCACUGACUACUUUACCAAGCUGGAUGUCCGCGACAUGAUCAACAGCGACGAUGUGCCCGAGAGUCAAGAUGAAGCCAGCGCUGCGAUGGAUCGGGUGCUCGAGAAUCGGGUCUCCGGCAGUGCUCGGGUUUUCGAACAAGCCGAAGACAAGGAGGAUAUUGACGCAGCUAAAAAUGCUCAAAAGGAGUUGGAGCACGCUGACGAUGGCGACUUUGAUGAUCGUACUCCCGGCCAGACGCAGGCCAGUACGCCGCUUGCGACUGCGGGGGUUUCCAUAGGAGACGAUGAAGCCUCGGGUACUCCUGGGCCACAACUCUUGACUACGCCACAAGUUCACACCGUGGACGAAUCUGUGGAUGUUGAGCCCCAGCUCGGCCAUGUCGAUGACUACUUGCUUCGGUUUAUGGAGUGGAAUAUGAAGGAUGAGCCACUCGUUUUGCCGGCAGACAAGAGCAAAUCGAAGUCUAAGAAGGGCAAAGAGCACCGUCUUCGGAAGCGACGACGCUGAGGAAGGCCCAUUAUGCAGUUCUCUUGUAAGCAAGUACGGAAGCGCAAGCCUCCAUGUGUAUGUGUAUGCGUGUUUGACAUUAAUGACUUCUACCUUCUACACCUGUGUGCUUUAUCCUAGCACACAUUGUUUACUGCCUUCUCUUCUCACGCUGUUCUUCCUUCUCCUCUCACGUUUUUCGUGCACAAGCCAGGCGAUGAGAAAGACAGGGUUGGAGUUUAGCGGGCGUCUCGUGUUUUAUAUAUCUGGGAAAGAAAGGAAACAUGGCGAAACCCAGAGAAGAACAAGAAACAAGUAGAUAACUGUUGGUUUUGUUACCCCC